UAUGCAUUACAGGGUUUUCCACGCCAAUUCUCUGAGUGGGAUCUUCGAUUCUUCAUCAUUCUUGAUCUUCGAUUUCUAACCCAAAGGAGUCAGGCGGUAGAGAAGAAGGAGGAGGAAAGGCACUUCCCAGACGAGCUUCUUUCCCCCACCCAAUUUCUUUGAACCCGCCAGAGGGAUGCGACUGGUUGGUUCUUCCCCUUCUUCCAAGAAGACAAUCAGCAGCGGGUAAGACAAAGAACCAAGAAAUUUUAUACAUUUUAGCGUUCUUAAUGCGAUUCUAAUUCGAAAACCCAUCAAUUUUAUGCGAUGAUUAUGAAACAACAACGAUAGCAAUACGCCCUAGAAUAGUUUUGUUGGGUUCUUUAUAUAAAUUACAGUACUUGGGGGCAUAUUUGUUCUGCGUUUUGAGAUCGUAAUGGAUGGUUCCAUGGCUGAUCAGGCCGGAAAGCGCCGGUUACCUUUCUGGAAUUCGGAUAUAGUUGCUGUUGAGACCAAUCGAAAGCCCAAACUAAGUGUGAAGCCAAGCUUGAAGGUGGAGAAACGUGAAACGAAGAAAAGGAAGGUAAACCCGACUCACAAAGAUGCUAAGAUUUCUGAUUUAGGCAAAAUUGAAACAGUAUCAAACAGUGAAGAUGGUGAUGAUGAAGAAGAGCUUACCAUUGAAGAUUUGAUGAGUAUAGCCAAGGAGUACACUAGAACUGAUGAAACAAAUCAGCCGUCAGUGAAUCUUGAAUAUAGAACUGAUAUUUUUUGUGGGAAGAAUGAUAGUGAAUCAGAAACCCAUUUGAAUACUUGUCUCAAAUAUAAACCAGCUGAAGAAAAAUCAUUUGAAAAGACUGUUGUUAGUCCUCCUACUUCAACAGGGGAUUCUACUCAAGAUAUGCUGAAUUUGUUUCUUGGACCCUUGUUAACAAAAUCACAAAUGGUGGAAAAGAAAUUAGAUUUAUCUAAUAAGGAGGAGUAUAUAGGUCCUUCAGUCACAGAAAAUAUCGAGGCAGAAGGCCUGAAAAAAUCAGUUUCUGAGGUAUCGGUUCCUUUGGAGAAGAAGAGAUGCAGUCUCAAAGACAAGGUGGCAAUGCUUCUUCAGUGAAUGGGACUGAUUUUGACUAGUGAUCAGGUUAGGUUAUUGCAGAAGAACGCCAGCAGUUUUAAGUUGUUGAUAACUCGCAAAUACGACGAUCAAGAUGAGGAUGAAGGUCUGGAAUUACAAAACAUACAAUACAACUCAAAUAAAUCUCGACAGUAGAGUAUAGGUGUAGAUAUAAUCAGUGUGAGCAUCCUCUUCCUUUUGGUUCAACACUUCACCCGAUUCCAUUAGUUGAUGAUCUUCUUCUCUUAUCACAUGAACCACCUAAAUCCACAAUUUCAUUUAUCAAUAAUCUCAAAUAAAUUACCCCUAAGAGUUAAGAAGAUAUAUAUAUCUCUAUCGAGUCUUUUGAUAAAAUGUGUGAUUUAUCAAAAAAACAAUUAAGCUACCUCAUCGUGUUUGGCUUGCACAACUGAAAUCCCUGGACGAGCGACAGCAUAGGACUGCGAGAAGCAAAUGAGAAGGGCUAAAGUGAAAAAUACAACGAGUUUCGCCAUUUUCAUUGGUUCAAGAAUCAUGUAAGUUUUGGUUAUUUAUAUAAUAUUUGGUUUUAAUAAAAAAAAUUAUAUGUGAUAGCAAUUUUGAUUUCUUUAGUAGGUUCAUUAAUGUGGGAGUUGAAAUUUUAAAUAAAGUAAAAUAAAAUUCCC
This is a messenger RNA of Impatiens glandulifera, 1734 nucleotides long. RefSeq lists its product as uncharacterized. Lineage: Eukaryota; Viridiplantae; Streptophyta; Magnoliopsida; Ericales; Balsaminaceae. The record is from RefSeq and is a predicted model, not a curated record. The transcript has 3 exons. Bases 416 to 1090 code for a protein of 224 amino acids.